CCCCUUCCCAGAGAUGGCAGCGUAGCUCCUAAGCCUGCCAAGAGAAGCUUCCUGUGGGGCUGAAGGGGCCCUCCGGAGGAAUCACCAACCAGGGAGGAGGUCCUGAAGUGGAGGGGCACAACCUUCUGCUACCUGCCCCCCCAAGAUGACAGCACAAUUCAUUGCAAUGGAGAAGACCAUCGCGGCCUCUGAGCUGCUGGAGAUGGUCGUGGAGACGGAGGCCGGAGCUGGGGCCAGGGGGCUGAGCGUGGCCGGUGGAGGCAAGGCCGGCCUUUUUGUGAAGGACGUGCUCAAGGACUCUCCGGCUGCGCGAGUGCUGAGCCUCCAGGAAGGGGAUCAGCUCCUGAGUGCCAGAGUUUACUUUGACAACAUCAAGUAUGAAGACGCCCUGCAGAUCCUCAAGUGUGCCGAACCAUACAAAAUCUCCUUCUGCCUGAAGCGGGUGGUUCCCAGCGCAGAUGUCUCUCGCCAGCCCGGAGCCACCGUCUUUGAAGUGAGAGGCCCCAAAGCCAAGCUUGCCAAGCUGAACAUCCAGGGUCUCUCCUCCCUGAAAAGGAAAAAGAAGAAGAAGAAGAAGAGGAUAGUGGCACAGAGCCCGGCAGCCGGGAAGCCUGAGGUGGCCCCAGUUGACGUGGAGUUCUCCUUCCCCACCUUCUCCAAGCUGCGCAAGGCCAGGAGCGCUGGAGAGGUGGCCGUGGCUGAAGCGAGCCCAGGCGUUUCGCGGAAGUUGUCCUCCUUGGAGACAAAGCGACACCGACUGAAGUUCCCCCGCCUGAAGGUCAAGGACGCCGUUGCAGCCGAGGCCCGCCUUGCCAUGGGCCUGCCCCAUAUUGGUCUGGCCCUGAAGGAGGCAGGCAGGGGGGGAGGAGGAGGGGAGGAGAAGACGUUCCGAUUCACCCUGCCUUUUUCCAGAGCAAAGAAGCCCAAGGAAGAAGCUGGGGAGGAAAGGGAAAGGGGAUUCCAAGCCCCGCAAGUAGCGUUGGCUCUCCCUCUGCCUAAGGUGGGGGCUGAGGAGGAGGAGGAGGAGUCUCUCGAGGCCGGGCCCAAAGGCCAGAGCCUCCUGGGCUCAGCAUCUCGGCUCGGGUGGCCCAAAGUGGAGGCUGCCCUGCCCAAAGGAAGUGCCAGUGCGCUGAAGACCCCCCCAGGUCUUCUCCAGGCCGGGCUGAAGCUCCCUGCAGCCGAAGUGGCAGCGCCCAAGGUGGACGUAGACUUGGCCCUGCCCAGGUUGGAGUGUGCCGCGGCCCCAGAGGCUGCCCCUAAAAGGGAGGGGUUCAGAGUCAAGGUCCCCAACUUUGGGGUCUCUGCCGAGGAAGCGGAACUGAAGCUGCCUUUGAUGAAGGCGCCUGCCCUGGAAAUGGCCUUGGGGGGGAAAAGUAGGGAAAAGGUUUUGGAGGACCAGCCGAGACCAGCAGGGGCAAUGCCUUCUCUGGAGCUCCCCUUUCCCAAGAAGGGGAAGCCAGGCAUGGAAAGCCCUGAAGUCUCAGGGGGGAUCUCCUUGGUCAGCCUACCCCAGCUGGGAGGGGCAGGCAAACUGCCCCAGGCGGAAGCCAGCCUGGGGAAACCGGGGAGCCCCAAGGCGGACAAGGCGAAGGGCUCCCCCAUUCAGCUGCCUGGCCUGGAGAUUUCCCUGAGGGAGCACCCUUUGGAGAGCCAAGAGGCAGCGGGAGCGGCAGGGGCUUCUCAGGUGAAGCUACCUGAGGUGAGGGUGCCCUCUCUUGACAUCUCUGCCCCCAAAGUCCAGGAUAUCCACCUUUGCAAGGCCAUGGGAGAACCAGCCGCCUCUUCUGGAAGGGCAAAACCCAAAGAGGCUGCCGAAGGGGCUGGAAUUAAGUUUCAGGUGCCUCAAAUAUCCCUCCCAAAAUUUGACUUCCCUGUCAAGCCAGCCCCCUCCCCACCUCCAGUCCAAGUCAAAAUGCCGAAACCAGAAGGAGACCCGGGAAUGAAAGUCAGCCUCCCCAAGGGGGGGGAUGUUUUCUUGCUGGCAAUGAAGGUGCCAGGCGUGCAACUUCCGAAGGUGCCAAGGCCCGAACUGGGCAUCUCUGUUGAGAAGCCAGAGGUUGAGGUGACCACUUCUCCAGCCCCACUGAGCUUUCCACCUGCAACUGUGCCUGUGCUGGACAUUCAGCUGCCAAAAGUUGGGGUGGAGCUGGAUUUGAUGAAGCAUGAAAGGGACCUUUCUGAGCAGGGACCUAAAGCCCAGGAGGUCACCCGAUGGGCCCCGAGCAAAGACUUCCAGGUAGAAAUCAGUCUCCCGAAGGGGGCGGUCAGCCAGCCUGGGCUUGAGCCAGGGAUGAGGAGCAUCGAAGGGCCGGCUCUCGCUGGGAUGGUGGCCAAAUUCCCGAAGGUGGACCUGGCCUUUGAGAAGCAGCCAGCAGACGCCGAAGGGCCAAAGACGGACCUGGAAGGAGCCAAGACGAAGCUGCCCACUGUAGAGAUCCCACCAAUCGGUCUCCCAGAGAUGACAACAGAGAAUCAAGCCAAGGGGAAAACAUCUCGAUUCGCCCUGUCCAAAUUCAGCAUUUUGGGCCCCAAAGUCUGGAGCAAAAUGAGCCCAGAAGUUUCGGUGUCUGGAGUGGAGGGCAGAGAAGCUGCCGACCUGGGUUCAAAGCUGAAAUUGCCCAAGUUUGGGAUCUACUUCCCCAAAUCAAAAUGGGAAGCAGAGGCAGAAGGUGCCAAAUUAGCCCUUGAGGUUGAAGGGGAAGCGCCCAAGGAAAGGCUUGGCAAAACUACAGAGAGCAGAAUGAAGCUGCCCACGGUGGAGGUGGACAUUGGCCGCCCGCAAGGCACGGAAGGAGGGUCUGACGGAAACAGGGGGGGAGCCUCUCCUGAACCCCUCGGUGUCGAGUUCAAAGGGCUAAAACUCUCUCUCCCGAGCUUUGGGGGCAAAGGCCGGGAGGAAGCGUGGGGUGCCCUAGAGAGCGGGGAGGUCAAGUGGCAAGACGGCAAGGAGGGCUUGACAGGGCAGCCGGACCCCAGGAGGCUGGAGAAGGAGGCCAAAGCCUCCAGGUUCCGGAUAGCUUCGUUUGGCCUCAUGAGAAGAGACGUGGAGACCAAAGGCAAGGCGGCCCCUGGGAGUCCAAAGGAGAAGCCCAAAGGCCCAUUUGGGAAGAUGCCCCAGCUGAAGCUUUCCUCUCUGAAGGUCCACCUUCCAGCUCCAGAACAGGAUGAGAAGGUCCUCCCGCAGGUGGAGUUGCCGAGGCUUGCCCCCAGAGCCGAGACAGGGCUGAUCCCAGAGCCGGAGAGUCCUGGGUUCAGGGUUCAGGUGCCAUCAGUGGAGAUUGCUGGGCCUGGUUCCAAAGCUGAAGAGGAGGCGGCUGCGGAGAGACCGGCAGGAGACACAGCCGUGGCCGAGUUCCAGCAGCAGGAGGGGGGGCUCCAGGGGCCCCAAGCACCUUCAAUCCAGGUGUCUGCCCCUACACUAGAGCUGGGCAUCGCCUUGCCCAUGGCUGGGAAAGAAGAGGGCGUUCUCCAGGCAGCCCCUGGCACAGGGCCCAAGGUCAAGCUGCCCAAGGUGGAACUGGCAAAACUUGGGAAGGGCCAGGAGGAAGAGGCAGAGGCGGCUGUGCAACUGCUGGGGAAGGAAGGAGAGAAAGGCCUAGGAGGGGCAGCUGAAGCCUCUGCCCUGGGCACCAAGGUACGGCUGCCCAAAGUGGACAUUUCCUUGCCCAAGGCCUGGCUGCCAGAGGUGGAGCUGCCUCCGGCCAAGGUGGAUCUUGACCUGGAAGGGCCAGAAGCAAAGUUCAAGAUACCUUCAAUGGGGCUGCCGAAACUCAGCACCCUAAAAGUGAAGGCUCCUGAGCUGGAGCUUGAUGUGGGUUUGGAUGGGGGAGGGGUGGUGCCCAAGGUCACAGCAGGCACACCUUCCGUGAAGUGGCCCAAAUUUGGGGCCUCUGGCUCACCAGGAGAUGGGCAGGGCCAGGAGGAUUUGACCCGGGUUCUCCAACUGGAGUUGAAGCCUCCCAAAUUCAGCGGAAGCACAGAGGUCUUGGGCUCUGAAAUGGGGGCAAAAGAGGGCCGGCUAAGGGUGCCCACUCUGCCUCUUGGCCUGGGCAAGCUGGAAACAGAAGCUGGGAUGGGAAGAGAGGAAAGCAGAGUCAGGCUGAAGCUCCCGUCCCCCAGGGUCUCCAAGCCAGAGGCCGAGGUGAGCCUGGAUACCCAGCCCCUCUGCGCCCCCGCCGAGGCCUUCAGGGUGCCCCAGAUUGCUUUGCCCGAUGUCAGCUUCUCUGGGGAUCAGGAGAGGGGAGAGGAGGCCGAGGCGGCAGGGGCGACAGACUUGGAGGGGGGGCUGGAGGGCAUGCUGAAGAUGCCCAAAAUCGGUAUCACGGUGUGCGGGCCAGAAGCCACCAAAUGGGGCACAGAGCGUGCCACUUCUCCAAGCCAGCGGGGUGAGGGUGGGGGAGAGCCAGAGGGGAAGAAAUCGGUUUUUAAGGCCCCUGGCUUGGAAAUUUCUGCUCCAGGUCUCAAAGCCCAAGCUGAAGAUGAGGUGGGGGGCCCCCACACCCGGCAGAGGGACUCCUUGGACCUGGAAGGCACAGGCAGGGAGGGCUGGAAGCAGACAGAUGGCCACUCGGACGCAAGGAAGCGGCACAGGGUGAGGAUCCCCACGUUUGGCCUCUUCCUGCCCAGGGUGGGGCUGGAGGCUCCCGAAGGCCUUGGGGGACAGGAGCCAGAAGCCAGGGGGGGCCUCCUGGCCCUGGGGAGGCCCAAGGAGGCGGAAGGGCCUGCUGGGCUCUUGGUGAGAGAAGAGGAGGACCAGGCCAAGGCUGCCAAACUCAAGCUGAGGACCCCCUUCGGGGUCUCCCUCUCCAGGCCCAAGGGAGCUGCCGAAUUCCAUGGGGAAGCGGAGGGGGCUUCCUCCAGGCUGACGGUGCCCAAGCUAGGCUUCUCCAAGGUUGAAGGAGCCGCUCAGCUCCGGGGAGAGAGGGGAGAGGGGCUCCUCCAGGAUGGGGCAAGUAAGUUGGGGAAGAUCCCACUGCCCCAGGUGGAACUCCUGUCUCCCUCUAAGGGGGCCGAGACUGACCCAGAGCUGAGCCUCAAGCUGGUGAAGGCAGACGAGGUCAAGGAGGGAACCCACCGCGGUGCCACCAUUGCCAUGGCCCUCAAGGCUGCCAAAUUCAAGCCCCCCAGGGUCGCACUCUCCGGCUUCAAGAAGCACAACGGGGAGUUGGCCCCCGAGGCUGUAAGUGCACCUGGGCUCCAAGUGGGGGUGGCACCUUUGAAAACAGCCACUAAAGGGGAGCCGUCCAGCAAGUUCAGGUUUCCAAAACUGGCGUUAAGCUCCAGAUCCCAAGAGGUGCUGGAGAUCUCCAAGCACCAGCAGGACCAGGGGGGGGGCAACUUCAGGCUGCCUGCUGUCGCUUUCUCUGUAGAGAGUGGUUCUGAGGAGGGAGCCCCCACCCAGGAAGCCCCUAGAAAAGGAGGGUCUGAAUGAAGGUGCUCCCCAGCCUGGCUCCCACCAUGUAAAGUUCAGCACUAAGGGGGGGGGGGGGGGGGGGGGGGGAGAGA
Molecule: messenger RNA, 5505 nt
Organism: Notechis scutatus (mainland tiger snake)
Lineage: Eukaryota; Metazoa; Chordata; Lepidosauria; Squamata; Elapidae
Source: RefSeq, a predicted model, not a curated record